Messenger RNA from Caenorhabditis sp. 36 PRJEB53466, 407 nucleotides. The record is from the annotation of a GenBank genome assembly. NCBI's taxonomy places the organism in Eukaryota, Metazoa, Nematoda, Chromadorea, Rhabditida, Rhabditidae.
AUGAGCAUGCGCCUGGGAGUGUCCAUCGUCUGCUUGCUCGUCCUGAGCAUCAACGCAUCGCCUGCCGAGCAGCCCCAAGUCCCGGAUGCACAAGUCAUCCGCCAGUAUGCCAACAGCCUCUACAAAGUGGAGCUGAUGCUGAAGGACAGUCGCGUGAAACUGCAAAACGCGCUCGACAACAACUCACUCGAGCACACCGGCGUCUUUGAUGACAUCAGAGCUUUCUUCCAAGGUGAGAGAGAAAUAACAAACUAGUCGAUAAUUGAAAUGAGACUAUUCCAGCAAUUUUGAAUCAUCGCAACUACAUCAAAUACAUUGGAAAAGGACUCGGAAAGUCUGCCCAAUUGGGCAAGCAGAUUGCCAAGAAAGGAUCGGAUCUGGAGCACACGUCGAGCGCAUUUUGGUGA